This is a messenger RNA of Miscanthus lutarioriparius, 195 nucleotides long. The record is from the annotation of a GenBank genome assembly. NCBI's taxonomy places the organism in Eukaryota, Viridiplantae, Streptophyta, Magnoliopsida, Poales, Poaceae.
AUGGGGUGGCUCCACUCCCUCUUCUCCCCUCUCAGGAGGAUGUGGGUGAGGGCGCAUUCCGAGCGCCGCAACCGGAGGGGAAUGCACAUCCUGUACAAGGACGUGCAGUCGUGCCAGGACGAGGACGUGCACGUCCUCUGGUCCAUCCUCAUCGACUCGCACCGCCACCCGGCUGUCCUCAAGCUCAAGCUCUGA